This is a messenger RNA of Folsomia candida, 1617 nucleotides long. RefSeq names its product UDP-glucuronosyltransferase 2B7. The transcript is spliced from 5 exons. Bases 1 to 1617 code for a protein of 538 amino acids. The record is from RefSeq and is a predicted model, not a curated record. Lineage: Eukaryota; Metazoa; Arthropoda; Collembola; Entomobryomorpha; Isotomidae. Gene Ontology annotation, molecular function: UDP-glycosyltransferase activity.
AUGCAAAGUUCUCGUGGUGGCAGAAUUUCUAAGACGGUGAUCCUGCAAUUAAUUCUCGUCUUGGCGUCGAUAUACAAUGUUCAGUGCAGGAAUAUCUUGUCCGUCGAGUUUUUCGGGGGGAAAAGCCACGUGCUUACGUAUCUCCCCCUGCUGGAGGAAUUGGCGAGAAAGGGGAACAAUGUGACGCUAAUCGCCCCAGCCAAAGGGCUCACCAAGGAGCCCAACAUUCACCAAAUCCACAGCAUCGAUUUUGACCUGAUUUGGAAAGACUAUGACCUCUUCGCCCUGCAAGAGAGGAACGAGCACAUGAAUCCGUUCACCCUCUUUACCCGCCAUCUUCCCAAAUAUUGCCGGGAAAUGUAUGACCGUCCCGAAAUCCAAUCCCUGUAUGGACAAGACUUCGACCUAAUCAUCCUCCAAAAUCUAUUUAAUGAAUGUUCCCUCGGAUUUGUGUAUAAAAUUAUGACCGGAAACGGGACCAAGAAAUCGACCCCGCUCGUGCUUUUCUCCGUUAUCAGUGCGCAUUACGGGAUCGUGAAAUAUGUCGGGGGUCACUACCCGAGUUCGUUUGUGUCCAAUCCGUUCCUCAACUUUGGUGAUGAAAUGACCUUCACGGAAAGGUUUGUGAACUUUGGGGUGAACUAUUUCUUCCAAGCGGUCUUCAGUUUGUACUAUGUUCCCGUGAUGGAGGACGUCUACAAGGAAAAGGUUGGGCGGGAUGUUCCCCGAGCCGAAGAGAUUUUGGGCAUGACUUCCCUGAUUUUGUCGAAUGGGCAUUUUUCGCUUAGUCGACCCAAACCAAACCUCCCCGAUGUGGUGGACGUUGGCGGGAUGCAUUGCCGAAAGGCGGAGCCACUGCCGAAGGAAAUUGACGACUUUCUCGCCUCCGGAAGAGGAGGGGACGCCGACGACGCAGGUUUUAUCCUCUUCUCCCUCGGGACAAACCUUCUCUCCAGCGCGAUGUCUCCUCAAAAGCGGGCCGUCUUUGUCUCCGUUUUUGCCCGUCUGAAGCAGAAAGUGAUUUGGAAAUAUGAAUCAGACGAUGUUCCAAUGAACGUUUCAAAGAACGUUUUUCUUAGCAAGUGGAUUCCCCAGCAGGGGCUCCUCGGACAUCCGAAAAUUCGCCUAUUCAUCACGCACUGUGGGGGUGGAGGGACUGAGGAGGCCGUCUUCCAUGGAGUUCCCCUUAUCGGAAUCCCCUUCUACGGAGAUCAACCUCUUAACGCACAGUCCGCCGAGAAUCGCGGCUACCUCGUCCGUUUAGAGUGGAACGACUUGACGGAAGACAGACUCCUGGAGGCAAUAAAUGAAGUCCUCAAUAAUCCUAGAUAUCGGAAAAGUGUGCAGGAAUUAUCCGCCAUUUUCCGGGACCAGGUCGACAAUCCGUUGGACAGGGCAGUAUUCUGGGUGGAAUAUGUCAUGCGUCACAAUGGCGCUCCUCACCUCAGAUCGGCGGGGCGAAACCUAUCCCUAAUUCAAUACCACUCACUCGAUGUCGUCGCGGCGUACCUGGUCAUUAUAUUUGCUUCGCUUUUUGUGCUCUUUAUCCUCGCCAAAAAAAUUCUCAACUUGUUUGGGCUUAUGCUUCCUAAACCGAGCAAGUAUAAAACUACGUAG